Messenger RNA from Brassica oleracea var. oleracea, 1206 nucleotides. RefSeq names its product CBS domain-containing protein CBSX5-like. Bases 1 to 1206 code for a protein of 401 amino acids. The transcript is spliced from 2 exons. NCBI's taxonomy places the organism in Eukaryota, Viridiplantae, Streptophyta, Magnoliopsida, Brassicales, Brassicaceae. The record is from RefSeq and is a predicted model, not a curated record.
AUGGCAAUAACCCUUUUGUCUCACGAGGUAUCGGACCUCUGUAUCGGUAAACCGCCACUACGUUGUCUCUCAGCCGUCACAGCCACCGUCGCUGACGCCAUCGCUUCUCUCAAAUCCUCCGACGAUCCUUUCCUCAGCGUCUGGAGCUGUAAUCACGACGAAACCAAUGAUGAUGACGACAACAAGAAGUGCGACUGCGAGUGUUUGGGUAAGAUCUGCAUGGCGGAUGUGAUCUGUUACCUGUCUAAAUUCGACAACAAGGUUUUGUCUCUUUCCUCUGCUUUCAAUGCAUCUGUCUCUGUUCUUCUCCAUAAAUGUCGUUCCAUCGUCGUCCAUGUCCAAUCUUCAUGCAAGUUAGCUGAAGCCAUUGAUCUGAUAACCGGAGGAGCACAAAAUCUGAUUGUUCCGAUUCAGACAAAGAGAGGACAGCACAAGGUUCUGACCCGAAAAAACGCUGUCGUUUCGCUCACCACCACAACAACAACACACAAGAACAGCCGCCAGUUCUGCUGGAUCACCCAAGAAGACAUAAUUAGAUUCUUUCUUGGUUCCAUCAGCGUCUUCUCUCCUUUAACUUCGAUGUCUGUCUCCGAACUCGGCGUGAUAAACAGUUCACGCGCUUUCCUCGCCGUGGAUUACUACUCCUCAGCUGCCUCUGCCGUUACCGCCAUUUCUCUUGCCAUUGCCAAUAAUAUAUCCGUCUUGGUUGUUGAUGGUGGAUGCGAUGUAGUAGAAUAUCCACGUAUAGCUCUAAUCGGCGAGAUUCUGCCGAUGACACUCGAGUGCUGCGAUGAAACAGCGGCGGCAGCGGUUGCUACACUCUCCGCCGGAGAGCUAAUGACGUACAUUGACGGUAGUGGUCCGCUGGAGAGUCACGUAAGGGUCGUCAGGAAUCGUCUUGAAGAGAAAGGGAUGGUGGGUUUGAUCUCACUCGUCGAUUCCUUGUCGGGGUCUUCUUCGUCGGAUGAAGAAUCUCCCACAAGGAGGAAGAAGCCAUAUGGUCGGUCAGUGAGUAGAGCGGCGAGGAUGGCGAGGAAGUCGGUGGCCAUAGUGUGUAACCGGAAAAGCUCGUUAAUGGCGGUGAUGAUACAAGCGAUUGCUCGCAGGGUAAGUUAUGUGUGGGUGGUUGAUGAAGAUGGUUGUUUUAUUGGUAUGGUUACUUUUGUUGAUAUUUUGAAACUUUUCAGAGUAUUUUUGGAUGAUUAA